Messenger RNA from Perognathus longimembris pacificus (Pacific pocket mouse), 2021 nucleotides. RefSeq names its product solute carrier family 13 member 2 (gene Slc13a2). Gene Ontology annotation, molecular function: transmembrane transporter activity. Gene Ontology annotation, biological process: monoatomic anion transmembrane transport. Gene Ontology annotation, cellular component: membrane. NCBI's taxonomy places the organism in Eukaryota, Metazoa, Chordata, Mammalia, Rodentia, Heteromyidae. The record is from RefSeq and is a predicted model, not a curated record.
GCUGCCUCUGGUCCUUCAGUUCUGUGGUUUCCAGAGGCGGAGACUCUGGCAGUCCUGGUCAGGCCACACCAUGGCCACUUGCUGGCAGGGCCUGUGGGCCUAUCGUUCCUAUCUGAUUAUCUUCUUCCUGCCCAUUUUCCUGCUGCCUCUGCCACUCCUGGUCCCCACCAAGGAAGCCAACUGUGCCUACACCAUCAUCCUCAUGGCCCUCUUCUGGUGCACCGAGGCUCUGCCCCUGGCUGUCACGGCCCUCCUCCCCAUCAUCAUGUUCCCACUCAUGGGCAUCAUGGAAGCCUCUGAGGUCUGCAUAGAGUACUUCAAGGACACCAACAUCCUGUUCUUCGGGGUGCUGGUGGCCAUCACAGUGGAGCACUGGAACCUGCACAAACGCAUUGCUCUCCAGGUGCUCCUCAUCAUCGGGGUGCGGCCUGCCCUGCUGAUACUGGGCUUCAUGUUGGUCACGGCCUUCCUGUCCAUGUGGAUCAGCAACACAGCCACCACUGCCAUGAUGGUACCCAUUGCGCAUGCAGUCCUGGAGCAGCUGCACACAACGAAGAAUGACAUCGAGGAGGGCAGUGACAAUCCCACGUUCGAACUCCAGGAAUCAAGUCCCCAAAAGGAGGUGACCAAGCUUGAUAAUGGCGAGGUCACACCGGCUCCCUUGGAGCAGAAGUCUCAGAAGAACCAGGAGCAGAUCCGCUUCACCCAGGGCAUGAGCCUGUGUGUCUGCUACUCAGCCAGCAUCGGAGGCAUCGCCACACUGACUGGCACCACCCCCAAUCUGGUGCUUCAAGGCCAGGUGGACUCGCUCUUCCCCAAAAACCCCAAAGUGGUGAACUUUGCCUCCUGGUUCGGCUUUGCCUUUCCCACCAUGGUCAUCUUGCUGCUGCUGGCGUGGCUGUGGCUGCAGGUUCUCUUCCUGGGUUUCAACUUCCGGAAGAAUUUUGGCUUUGGGGAACGGGAGGAAGAGCGAAAGCAAGCAGCUUUUCAAGUCAUCCAGGAUCAGUACAAGCUGUUGGGCCCUAUGAGUUUUGCAGAAAAAGUUAUCACUGUCCUCUUUGUCGCCCUGGUACUGCUCUGGUUCACUCGGGAGCCAGGCUUCUUCCCUGGCUGGGGUAACCUGGCUUUUGCCAAUGAUGAUGGGGAAAGCAUGGCAUCUGAUGGGACAGUGGCCAUCUUCAUCAGUAUGAUUAUGUUCAUCAUACCUUCUAAAAUCCCAGGGCUGACCCAGGACCCAGACAAGCCAGGGAAGUUGAAGGCCCCUCCUGCCCUCCUCAGCUGGAAGACAGUGCAUGAGAAGAUGCCGUGGAAUAUAGUGUUCUUGCUGGGUGGUGGCUUUGCCCUGGCCAAAGGCAGUGAGAAAUCAGGCCUGUCUGUGUGGCUGGGGGACAAACUGACCCCACUUCAGGAUGUGCCCCCUCCGGCCACCGCCUUCAUCCUCUGCCUCCUGGUUGCCACCUUCACUGAGUGCGCUAGCAACGUGGCCACCACUACUCUCUUCUUGCCCAUCCUGGCCUCCAUGGCUCAGGCCAUCUGCCUCCACCCCCUCUACGUCAUGCUUCCCUGUACAAUGUCUGCCUCCCUGGCCUUCAUGCUUCCUGUGGCCACCCCGCCCAACGCCAUCGUCUUCUCUUUCGGAGGCCUCAAAGUAUCUGAUAUGGCACGUGCAGGAUUCCUGCUCAACAUCAUUGGGGUGCUGGUUAUCACGCUGGCCAUCAACAGCUGGAGUGUCCCCAUCUUUGGCCUGGACACCUUCCCUUCCUGGGCUCAUUCAAACACAAGCCAGUGUCUUCUCACACCACCCAACUCCACCAUGUCUACUCCCUGAUUGGGGGGUGGGGAGUGGCAGGUACAGCCUGACCACAUCCAGGAAAACUCAUCUGUUCCCCUCCUCUGAACCAGGAGAAGGGCCACUCCAAAGUUCUAAAUCCUGGGCCCGAGGUGGAAGAAAAGAUUCGUGGAUUCAUAACCGUGUGUGUGUGUGUGUGUGUGUGUGUGUGUGUAUGUGUGUGUGUGUGUGU